Mytilus californianus (California mussel) is the source of this 6376-nucleotide messenger RNA. Its product is annotated as trinucleotide repeat-containing gene 6C protein-like. Gene Ontology annotation, cellular component: nucleoplasm; P-body. Gene Ontology annotation, biological process: miRNA-mediated gene silencing by inhibition of translation; positive regulation of nuclear-transcribed mRNA poly(A) tail shortening. NCBI's taxonomy places the organism in Eukaryota, Metazoa, Mollusca, Bivalvia, Mytilida, Mytilidae. The record is from RefSeq and is a predicted model, not a curated record. The coding region runs from base 457 to 4404 and encodes 1315 amino acids. The transcript has 13 exons. Gene Ontology annotation, molecular function: RNA binding; protein binding.
CGAAUAAACUAAAUGUAGCUCGCCAUGGGGCUGCUACACAGGUUGCCCUUGUCGAGCGAAAACACUAAAUAUUAGGAUAUUAUAAGACUUUUAACAAGCAAUAAUAAUGUCUCAUAACCGGUGCUAUAUUUAUGUAUUGUAAGUUGUGACAAUUGAUUUGUAAUUAACUUUCAAAUCUGUGAUAUUCGUGCAAUCUCGACAGGGUAUUGAAGAAUUCGCCUUCAACAAACAUUUCAUUCCGUACAAGCUAAGGAGUUCCACAUCAUUAAUAUUGACCAAAAACAAACUCACUGCCUGAUCUGCUUUUAAUCCAAAACUGUUGUUGUUAUGUUGGUUGUGCUGCCAUGUAUUUAUUUGUUAAAUGUUGAUGUUCUUUUAUUGGUUAAUCCAGAACAAAAAGUGCUGUUUUAAGUGAAGUUUGAAUUGUUUUAAGAUUUAUUUGUGCCAAAGGACAAAAUGCAGCAAGCUGCUAAACCAGUCAAUAUGAAUAAUCAAGUGAACAGUGGAUGGGGGAACAGUGGCCCCAUUCCUGGAGCCGGUGUUGAUGAAGAUGAUGGGGGAUGGGGUGUAGGACCACCUGGUGUGGGCAGUGGAUGGAUGGGUGCUCUAGCUGCUGCCAAUGCUGAAUUAAGUUCAUGGCAAGGACCAGCAGGAGAUUGGAAACCAAGUGUUAUUGUAGAUCGGAAUGACAAGGAGGCUUGGCCUUCCAUUGGAGGUGACAAUUCCGAAACAACUUCAGACAACGGUGAAGAUAGUGCCUCCGCCAAAUCAGGAUCUGUGAUAUCAUCGUCCAGUCAGGACCACACUGCCCUUUGGGGCAACUCUCUCAAUGGACUUGAAUCGAACACUUGGGAUACAAAUCCGAACAGCUCCACUUGGGGCUCCUCAUAUCCUCAAAGUCUUUCAAAUAAUAUGCAAGGAAUAACUAGUAUAGCUGGUUCUAGUGAUCCUUCUAGAGGUUGGGGAAAUGUCCCUGGAACCCUCCCCCAGGGACUUGGACAAAAUCUGGGAGGGAAUAGGCCACAAAAUUCAGUGCAAAUACAGCAGUCAGCAGCAGAAAGUAUGCAAUCGUCUCAUUCCGUCUCUAAUCAGGCUUCUUAUGGUGCAAAUACUUCAGCGUUCAAGCCUGUAGGUGAUUCAUGGGGUGCAGUCGGAACUAUACCCAGUGAUAUAGCAGGUAAGGGCAAUGGCAAUAGUGCUCAUCAAAAACCAGAAAUGAUGUCCGAAGUUGGAUGGCCAGUUAAUCCUCCACCCACUCCGAUUUCGGCAAAUAGUGUUUCAAGUUGGGGUGAAAGCACUGUUCCAACAUCCAUGGCUUCUACAAAACAACAGUGGCCACCAGAUUCAACACAAGGUCUCCAACCUCAACCUACGUCAUGGGCUCAGGCUGCCGGUAAAGGCCUUUCUACUAGUCCCUCCAAUCCAGUGUCAAAUCAAAAUGCACAAUCUCAAAGCAUAUCACAGUCAGAUGUUCCUAGUGAUUAUCGUGUAGCCAUCGAUAGUCAUGAUGGUUGGGGUCAGAAACCAGUUCGUCAAGAUACAGCAUGGGAAAUGGAAACCACCCCAAAAGCAAAAAGAAAGUUCCCAGCAACAGUACCAACAGUAAAUCCAGAAAAACCUGCUGCAGCAGCAAACCCAAACAAUAAUAACAGCAAUAUGUGGAAUAAUAAUAAUGGAACUGGUAUUUGGGAAUCUACAAAAGAACCCCAACAAACCAGUUCAUGGACAAGUGCCCCAGCAGGAAAUUCUGCUCAGUGGGAGGAUCCUCAGGCAAAGGAUCCAAACACAUGGACAAAUCCUAAUGAUACAACCUCAAGUCAGUGGGGUGGGAAAACAGAAACUGGUUCUUGGCCAAGUGAACGUUCAGGUCAGUAUGGAGAAGCUGGCAAACAAGAAGUAAAUGAUGGUACAGCGCUUUGGGGAAAUCCAGGAGGUAAACCGACAAAUUGGAACCAACCACCUAACAAUCCCCCAAACUGGAACCAAGCACCACCACCGCCACCACCACCAACACAGCCACCUGGAUGGGGACAACCACCUCCUCCACCUGCAAAAGUGGAUGAUGGUACAUGUCUUUGGGCUGCUGGUUCUCCAAAACAGGCUCAGGCAGCUGGUUGGGGAGAAACAAAUAAUCAGUGGAAUUCAGCAGCUGUAGGCCAAAAACCAAAGACACCUUCAUGGUCUGAGGACCCCAGUGUCAAGGAUGACAUGUUCUGGAAUGAGGACAAGAGUAGUAAUUGGGAAGAUACAGACAUGGGAACGUGGAUGGAUGAAACCCAAGAAAAUAAUUCUACUUGGAGCAGUGCCUCUGGUUGGAUUAGGGGAAAGAAAACUUUGAUCAAGGGUGGUGCUAGCCGAUUUCCAGGUGGAAAUCAGCCUCAGAUGAGGAGUCGUAUGAUUCAGCAGCUAAUGGAGCUUGGUUUUCAGAAAGAUGAGGCCGGGCAAGCAUUAAUAAGCAACAAUAUGAAUUAUCAAAGUGCUCUCGCUGAACUUUACAAGCAAAAAGGUGCUACUUAUAGAGAUGAUGUAUUACUGGAAAGUGCCAAGUCCAAAGUGAUAAGUGAUAAUGACAUAUCAGAUACUCAGCAGGAAAACAAUCCAUUUGUGCCUAAUCCAAAUACUCCUUUUCCUCCACCAAAUGCUCAAGCGUUCAAGGGACCUAGUCAGCCAGUCUCUAGUCAAACUAGUAUUAUGCCUCCGCAACAAAACAAAAAGCCUGCCGCUGGUCGAGCUCAGGCUGUCGCACAACAAAUGGCCCAACAACAGAUUCUCCAGCAGUUACACCUUGCCGUUAAGGCAGGAUUAAUCAGUCCACAACUUCUCAACCAGCAAUUGCCUCCGUAUAUGUUGGUUCUACUCCAGCAGUUACUACAGCAUCAGCAGUGUCUACAACAGCUAAUCACUACCCAACAAGUCCUUCAAAAGAACAGUGUCUCUAUGAACCCAAUGGUUCAACGUCAACAACUUGAACAGGUCAAUAUGAAAAUUAAUACGAUCAAACAACAAAUUCUUAUAACCCAACGUCAAAUCCAUGAUGCUCAACGUCUUCUUAUUAAACCUCAACCAACAGCAACUUCACAAUCAUCAACGGAGGAUGCCAUCUCCACUAUAGAGUCCAGUCUCUCAAAUCUCAACAUGACCAACAGUCAACCUCAACAAUCUAAACUUAGUCAGUGGAAGAAACCCACAGAAAAAGAGUCCAGUCCAGAUUCUGGUGCUAAUACAGAAUAUAGUGCUUUAAACAAGGCCCCAGGCUCGUCCAAAACUAGCCAGGCCUCAUCACAGUCCAGUCUUCAGUAUGGUGGUCUUGGUCUGACCCAACUUGGAGGAGAUUCCACCUGGUCCAAUGUGCCAGCAACUACAUCUGCCUCUCAGAGUUGGCCUACAAUCAGUGUCACAUCAACUGGCACCACAUCUAUUGACGAGAAUGGGAAAGAUAUUAAAGAAUCUCACUUACCAUCUACAUCAUCUUCUCUCACUAUUAAUGAUGCAAUACCAGAAUUUGUACCUGGUAAACCUUGGCCAGGAAUUACUCAAAAGAGUGUUGAGGAUGAUCCACAUAUCACGCCAGGAAGCUUCUCCCGUUCUCUCAGUCUAAGUGUCAAUACCAUCAGAGAUGAUUCUUUAGGAUCAUUAAUCACUAAAACCAGUCCAAGUGAGUCCCUCCCGCCUAUUAAUCCUAAGAAUAUGUCCCAGAAGUCGUGGAGUGGCGGCGAUUCCAUGACUCCAACGUCUUUCUCCAACGAAGUAUGGGGUGUGCCAUUACCAAAGAACAGUGCCAUGCAGCAGCGUCCACCACCAGGUCUGAAGCCUAACAACUGGUCUGGUGUUAAUCGUCAACAUUCCUGGGCAGGAACCAGAACUGACCCAUCUUCUUUCAAUUCAGGGAACAUGUCAAACUGGGAUGCAAGGAUGUCAAACAAUAUCACUCCUUGUUUAAUCCUGAAAAAUCUCACACCUCAGAUAGAUGGAUCAACAUUAAGGACCCUCUGCAUGCAACAUGGUCCUCUAGUGUGGUUUUAUCUUAGUUUGAACAAUGGCCAAGCCUUAGUCAGAUACCACUCAAAGGAAGAAGCAUUCAAAGCACAAAAAUCGCUCAACACAUGUGUAUUAGGAAACACAACCAUAGUAGCUGAUUUUGUGUCCGACAAUGAAGCGGCUAGAUUUGCCAUGACAGCCCAGUCAUCUAGUCAGUGGCAGUCACAGCAGCCUAAUAAUUCUGCGUAUCGCCAAAACAGCAUGGGUGUUUGCAAUGAUUCAUGGAAUCAACCAGCUCAGGCUAACCAUAUGGCCAAUAAUUACAAUUCGGGGGGAAUGUGGGGUAAUGGUGGAAGUGGUCUUUGGGGAGGUGACGACCACAAUGCCAACUCUCUGCUCGGCAAUAUGUUGGGGGAGUCUAUGUGACUGCCUCGUGAUCUCUAUAUAAAAGCGGGUUAAUUGUGGGGCGGAUACAGUAUUCCAUUUGUUAACCAAUGUGUUCUGAGUUGUUAGGUCAGAGAUACGGACCAGCCCCCAACGAUGCAAAUACUUUGGUGCUCAAUGCUUCCAAGAAGCACAGCACAUUUUAUUUUUUCAUUACUUCCAAUGAAGUAUUUUAGUCUUUCAUAAUUCCUUGUUCUUGUCAGGUGGGCUUGGUCAUGAUAACCUCCACCUAACAACUCUAAUUUAUUGAAGGGUGUAUUUAAGUGUGCACACAACCUCAUUGUUUUAUUUAUGUCAAGACUUCUCAAAAUGCCAUGUGUAUUAUAAUAAUGUAAAAAAAAAAAAAAAAGUAAAAAAGUAUAAAAAAAAAUAAUAGAUAUAAGUAUAUUGAUGUUUAUUUUUAAGAUGUGUAAACAAACUACUGUGAUAUUGUCCACCAAUCAUCUGUGGGUGACUGUGAUUCCACUUGUAGUGCUAGACGCCCACCCCCAAACGACACUGUGCCUACCUCAGUUUACGAGGAGAAGUCUCGCUAACUGCUGUCAGGUCGUUUCCAUAUCUUAAGCAUAAUUGUUGAGGCAUUAUAUCAAAACAUAGGAUCUGGAACUCUGCCAGAAAUAUGUCGCAGCAUUUUAGAUUUUUUGUACAUUGUGAUAAGGAUCUUAUAAUGGCAAGAUGUUGUGUUAUAGCAUAUUGUGAUUGUACCUGCUUGUGGUACAGUGAUAGAAGAUUAACCAUGUGAACACUUUGUAAUUCCAUUUAUAUUUUCCAGCUUUUAAUUGACCAAUUAUCAUGUUAAAGAUUGCCAAAGUCUAUGUAAGGUACUGAGGAUCGGCAGCUUUUAUCUAUAAAGUGAUCCAUUUUUGACAUGACAUACAUAUUGUGCUCGUAGCAUGCUUUUGAAUUGUAUUAAAAUAAAUGAUCAUCCAAAAUUUUGAGUAUUUGUAGUUGUUUGUAAGCUAGACGUUUUGUGGUAAGUUAUGACUUUCUGACAAGUUUAUAAGCAUUCCAUGACUACUGUGUUCAUCAAACAAAUAUCACACCUGCAUCAAGAAAUUUCUAUAGUAUUUUUACUAUUGGUAGAUCUCCAUAUCUAAAUGACUUGUAAUUUUGAAUAAAAAUAUAUUGUGUUCAUUUUAUUUUCACAAGUGCUACUAUAAGGAUGAUCUAGUUGAUUUGUAUGCUCUGUAGGAAGUUACUGAUGUAAACCUCAAACAGUAAUGUACAAACAUGUUUAUAAACUUUGCUUGUAGAAUUAGACUGAUAUUAUUCAUAUAAACUAUGGCAGGUAGUUUUCAGUUUUCUAUGAUGUACUGAAUUGAUGGAUAUUUAUUUGAAAUGAAUAUUUAUUUUCUGAAGUGCUCAAAAUGAAUGUAAUUAAUAAAUGCACUAGAGUAAUAAGAUUUAUAUAUUUAUUUUCUUGUACAUGUUUUUAGUUUUCAUUAAUACUAAGUCACAGGGAUUAUGGAAUCCUAAAAAUUACUUGCCAUAUUUACAUUUAGCAGUUAGUGGUUUUCUUAUGUUGUAAGAACAGGUUGAUAUUGAGCAUUUUAUUUAGCUGAAAACAUCUGAAAAGUCAGGGAAAAAGCAAAUAAAUCAGUUGUAGAAUGGAGAUAUUCAUUCUGGUUGUUGUAAGACAGUUUUGUGUUAUGUGCUAAUCUGAGAUUCUAGUGAAGCUACUAUAGAUGAUCAUUCUGAUGUCAGGUGUGAAAAGUAUGUUCAAACCAAAUACUGAAAUCCUAUGUGUUUUAUCUGUGCAGUUUUAAUGUAAAUACUACUUAAUAUUUUAUUGACCAAAUACUGGAGAGAUUAAAGAGUCAGAAAGGAUAACUUAUUUGCAUGAUGAGUUUAGCUUGAUUAGUCCAAGAUUUUAUGUAUGAUGAUUGUGACAUUCUCCAAAUUUUAUUUCUAAUAUUCAGUUGUUGUGUAUCAAAUAAAGGUUAAUGGAUAAAAA